CAGGCAUGCGUCCUCGAGCACGCGGUAUAGCUCUAAUGAGAUCCGCGGUGGACGAUUUUUCUACCUGGUUAGCGUCUUCCGCGAACCUUGCGCGUGGCAAUGAAACAUCCGGAUCUACUGAGGAACACGCGACGAAUUUGGGUAUAUUACAGUGUCUCUUCGCAUGCCAAAACGAAGACUUUGGGAUCGGAGAAGAGCAUUUCCUAGGAGAAGAGGAUGAAGAUUAAGGCAUCAAGGAUUACUUUUUAUACUAAAAAGAGCACUUCCUAGGAGAAGAGGAUGAAGAUUAAGGCAUCAAGGAUUAUACUUUUUUUUUGGAUGUGGUAGGUUUUGGACGACUACGUCUACGACAUUUGGAUUUGAUAUCUACUUUUUAUACUUUGGUUUUGGACGACAUUAACAUUUGAUCUAAUUAUAAUAGAUAUCAAUCAUCUUCAUCGCCCAUUCUUACAACCGCAGGAAAUGCAUCAUCCCGCCGAUGGCCCAGUGUGGUCGUUUGGGAUGCAGUAUGAUGAUGAUUGAUUUCUUUGGAGAUGGAGAUGCAAAUGGUUCAUGUGUAGUUCUAAUUCGAAGAGUGAAGUAUGAACAAGAGUCACCACGCCUUUGAGAAAUAUUAAGUAAAUGGAAAAAGAAGUUGAAGUCGUGUUGCAAGAAAUGUAAUCCAAGAAAUGCAAAUCGUCCAUCAACAGGCUUUAAGAGGAUACUGCCAAUGGAGACGUCUUAGGCGGGAUCGAGACUUACCUUGCAAAGCGCGGCUGCGAAGCGUUCUCUGCAAUGAAGAGGAUCUCUACUAACUCCACAGAUUCUUUCACACUUUCUCCUUUACUGGCUGAAGAAAUACAUUUCAAUGGCGGUAGGAGCACCAGGAUUAUGAUGAGUCACUUCUUUACAAGCACUUCAUCUUCAACUUCUUCUUCGCAGAACAAUACGACCAAUAAGAGGGCCACCUUUAUUUCUGCGCCGGUAGUUGGUGAUACAACUUCGGUAACACUUCCUUUCCUCUUCUGCGGUUGGCGAGGUGCGUGGGAGGAUUUUGAGAAACAUAUUUGUCUCGCUGUCCCUACUGGUACAUUUUCGUCAGCCCCUGGGAUCAUGCUAGCGCAACAUCG
Amoebophrya sp. A25 is the source of this 1109-nucleotide messenger RNA. The record is from the annotation of a GenBank genome assembly. Lineage: Eukaryota; Dinophyceae; Syndiniales; Amoebophryaceae.